AUGUUGAUUUAUGAAAUAUUAUCUGUUAUUGAAAACCCUAUAAUUCCUUUAGAUACGCAAAACAUAAGGGUAGUCAUCGUUGAUAAUGAUGGAAUUGAACGAAGGUCAAAUAUUUUGAGUGGAUUGGAUAAACAGGCAUCUCUAACAGAUACUCGAAAAAAAUUGUCUUUGAAUGAUAAGAUAUUAAUGAGUAAACAAAAUUCUCAUUUUUGGAAUGACAAUAAGUACAGAAUAUCACAAGACGAUGAAAAUAACUAUACUCUCCAAGACAUCUUAAUUCCAAAGACAGAUCAUUACAACUUAUAUGUAGCAGUAGAUCCAUCAAAACCAAAUUUUUUGGAGAUUUCGAAAAAACUUCAACUAAAUAAAGGACGUAAAACUCGCGAUAAUAGCGAUAAUACUUAUGUAAUGGUAAAUAAAUCAGCAUUCACUAUUAAAAAUCCACAUAUGAUAAAUGUGAAUCUUCAGAGUAAGUUUGAGCGUGUUCACGAUCGAGAGAUGGAAGAAUACAUAAAGAUAUGCUAUGAACUAGGAUCUGUUCGAUUGUCACGUAAAGACUUGGCACCUAAUGAGGACUAUGUCAGAGCAAUUGAAGAAGCAUUGGAUGAAAGUAAAAGUAAUGAUGAAAAAAAGAGGAAUUUGGAUAUUGUCGGUGAAGAAUAUGGGUUUUUUUGGUAA
Messenger RNA from Dentiscutata erythropus, 678 nucleotides. The record is from the annotation of a GenBank genome assembly. NCBI's taxonomy places the organism in Eukaryota, Fungi, Glomeromycota, Glomeromycetes, Diversisporales, Gigasporaceae.